This is a messenger RNA of Diachasma alloeum, 1392 nucleotides long. RefSeq names its product phosphomevalonate kinase (gene Pmvk). The record is from RefSeq and is a predicted model, not a curated record. Bases 22 to 684 code for a protein of 220 amino acids. Gene Ontology annotation, biological process: isopentenyl diphosphate biosynthetic process, mevalonate pathway; cholesterol biosynthetic process. Gene Ontology annotation, molecular function: phosphomevalonate kinase activity. The transcript has 4 exons. Gene Ontology annotation, cellular component: cytoplasm. NCBI's taxonomy places the organism in Eukaryota, Metazoa, Arthropoda, Insecta, Hymenoptera, Braconidae.
CUUCGACAAUCGAGAUUCAAUAUGGCUGACGUGUCGGGAUCGAGUGCCUCGCAAGUCGUAAGAAUGUCUCGUUUUCCUGAGAUAAUUCUGUUGUUCAGUGGCAAAAGAAAAUCGGGGAAGGAUUAUAUCACUGACAUAUUGUUCAAAACACUGGAUUCAGACGACAUCGCUAUGAUAAAAAUCUCAGGUCCAAUAAAGAGACACUGGGCGAAAACUCGUAGACUCGAUUUCAAUAAAUUACUCACCGACGGGGAAUACAAGGAGAAUCAUCGACGUGAGAUGAUCAAGUGGGGUGAAGACAUCAGGAACAAGGAUCCCGGGUAUUUCUGUCGGGCGGCCAUUGACAUGUAUAACGCCAAGGGGAAGAGAAUUUGGAUUGUCAGUGAUGUUAGGAGAAAAACCGAUUUAAAAUGGUUCAGGGAGAAUUUUCCACAGAAAUGUAAGAGCAUUCGGAUAAAAUGUCCAGAUCAUAUUCGGAGUCAACGUGGAUGGAUUUUUACUAAAGGAGUUGACGAUUGCGAAACCGAGUGCGAUUUAGACGACGUCGAGGGCUGGAAUUUAACUAUUGUUAAUGCAGGCGAAAGCCCUGAAGGUAUCAUAGAAUUACUGCUUAGUCUCAUUAGGACAGAAUUGGAGCGGCUAGAAAGCGACGCUGCGAGGUAUGGUGGGUAUUCCCUGCACUAAAAAAAAUGGCCGUCCGAUGGUUUAUCGUUGGUACUUCAAUCAAUUACUUUGCAAAUUCUCAAGUUUUUCUAAAAUAUGACACCAUCGGAACUUCGAGCACAACAAUAAAAAACAAUACAGAAAUGAAUGAGUCGAAGAGGAACUACUACUGUCAGCUCCAAUGUGAGGGUUUGAACAAGUUUGAACGGGUAAACCAUCGGUCGUCCAUGUUAUGAGGGCGAUCACCACGCCGCCAUCGGUAAAUAGCGGUCCCAAUAGGUCCAAUUAGCUUCAAAAAUUGUCAUUCCAUUGUUGGGAAUAUAUUUUUUUAAGUAGAAAUCAAUGGCAAUUUUUCGAUAUAUACAUUUUUAUAGAAAAGAUUCAACAGAUGUUGCUGUCUCUGUAUUCAAUGCAUUCCAUUUCAAUUCAGGGGCAUUAAUUUCCCAUAUUUUUUUUCCUGGAUAUUGUAAUGAGGAACAAUGAAUAAUACAGCGGCAGGCAUUUAUAUAACAAAAAACUACGGACAAUAAUUGACAAUUUGAAUAGUUUCCAUGACAUAUCUACCAAAGAAGGAAUCCCUAUUCCUUCUUUGGUAGAUAUAGAAUUAAUCAAAAUAGUCCUUGGGACUUUUAAUAGAAUUUGAAUAGAAUUGUUCUAGUUUUUUCUACCAUAUGUUCUUACACGUGAAUUGUAGAAAUAAUAAAAAUGGGAAAAAAAUUGCGAAAAUUA